UUACUAUUUAAGUGAACCUUUGUUCUGUCAAAGUCCAUUAUACACUUGUGCAUGGCUGAAUAACACUUUGGAAAAAAGAUGUAAGCACCUCCUUUAGGCUGGGACAUCAACGGGACAGGAUCAGGUGAGUGGCAUGAGAAUAAUGGCUGGGCCAAAACCUCGAGUGAUUGCACUUUCCAAGCACGAGGGCCAGACCUAUGGCUUUUACCUAAGGGCUGAAGAGGGGAUAGAAGGUCAUUUGGUUCGGGCCUUGGAGAUGGGUGGUCCUGCUGAACUAGCAGGUCUGAAGGAUGGAGAUCGCAUUAUCAGAGUCAAUGGAAUCUUUGUGGACAAUCUGGAACACCUUCAGGUUGCGGAUCUAGUUAAGAAAAGUGGAUUAACUGUCACAUUUCAUGUCCUGGGAGAUGAAGCCUACCGGCAUGCCAAAAGCAAUGGGAUAAACCUUGCAGAACCACAGUCCCCUUCUGCUCAGAGUCAGCCCACCAUGAACGGAGUCUCUGCACCAGGCCCUAAACUCAAACUCUGCUUUCUGCAGAAGUCCAGCAAUGGCUUUGGUUUCUCAGUGAAAUCCUUUAAAGGUGAAGAAGGAAUAUUCAUGACCGAUUUGAUUGCGGGAGGCAUCGCUGAUAAUGCAGGGGUUAAGGCACAUGAUCGUGUGGUGGAGAUCAAUGGAGAAAAUAUAGAACGUGCUACACAUGAUCAAACUGUGGAAAAAGUCAAAGCUGCUGGAAAAAGUGUGAUGUUAUUACUUGUGGACGAGGACACGGACAAAUACUACAAGAAUAAAGGCAUCGCACUCGGAGCUGGACUGGCCACAACGAAGUACCUACCGCUGAAGCCUCGCAUAGCUGAAAUCACCAGAGGAGCUGACGGUUAUGGCUUCUUCCUCAAGGCAGACCCUGAAACUCCAGGUCAUUUUAUUGGAGAUAUCGACCGUGAGAGUCCUGCAGAAAAAGGGGGACUGAAAGAGAUGGACCAGCUGGUGGCUGUGGAUGGAGAGGAGGUUAUUCACUGUACCCAUGAUCAAGUGGUAGAUAAAAUACGUCAGUGUGGAAAUCGAUGCUGCCUCCUGGUGGUUGAUGUUGAAACAGACAAGAUGUACAAAAUGGGUGGUAUCUCUCCUUUACUUUACUGGGAGGAAACGAGGAGUUCCCCGCCUCAGCAGAGCAAUCCUGAGCCUGAACCUAAUGUCACCCCAGUCCCAGCCGUGCCUGAUGCUGCUGAGAAAAUAUAUAAACCCAAAUUAUGCCGCAUGGAAAAGACCGCUGCUGGGUAUGGAUUCCACCUCAAUGGUAUCCAAGGAGUGCAUGGACAAUACAUCAAAGAGGUGGUGAAAGGCGGAGCAGCAGAAAGAGCCGGGCUGGAGGAUGACGACAUUCUGGUGGAGGUCAAUGGGGUGAACACAGAGCAAAGCACACAUGAAGAAGCUGUGAAUCUGAUCCGCAGUAGCGGAGACACAUUGGUCCUGCUUGUAGCAGAGAAAGAUGCCUAUGAUCACCUGAAAGCUAAGGGAAUUGCAAUUACCCCUAAACUGCUGGAUACAGAGAACACACCAGCUGAGUCUCGUGAAAGGACACCCUCCGUUUCAUCUACAUCGUCAUCAGACAGUGAUGAUGCAAGGCUUUAAGAAAGACAAUUUCAUGCUGCUAAUGGGUUUUAUUUAUGUGGCGGCAAACUGAAAUGCACAAAGAAAUGAAAAGCUUUUAAUGUAAGCAGUCAAUAAGUGCACUGCUGAAAAAGACAAUGUUUUAAAAGGAAAGCAGUCAUGUGCUCGGUCCUCUCAGACUACAGGAGAUUACUAAUCUACAGUUACUUUUGAAGUUGAAUAUAUGUGUGAUGUGAGGCCGAUAAUACAGGGCUUACAUUUGAAUACAGGACACAAAUUGUCUUUAAUCAUGCCAUGGUCACGUGUGUUAAUUAUGUAAGACCCUCUGAUGCCUUUCAUAUGCAAACUUAUGUUUUUUGCACCAUAAUGCAGUUUGUAUUGGCAGACACUCUGUACCAUUUAACCUUUUUGCACCAGUCUAUCUCUACUUUCUUGCACACAAAUACAUUCCCUGAGUUAAUAUUUGAAGUCUAGAUAUUCAGCAGUGAGCUAUUUACUCUGCUUAAUAUAUAUUAUGAAGUAAUAACAUAUAUUCUCUCAUAAAUAAAAAAAUCACAUAAUC
This is a messenger RNA of Tachysurus vachellii, 2168 nucleotides long. RefSeq names its product PDZ domain containing 1 (gene pdzk1). Bases 134 to 1627 code for a protein of 497 amino acids. Gene Ontology annotation, molecular function: signaling receptor binding; protein-membrane adaptor activity. NCBI's taxonomy places the organism in Eukaryota, Metazoa, Chordata, Actinopteri, Siluriformes, Bagridae. Gene Ontology annotation, biological process: protein localization to plasma membrane. The transcript is spliced from 9 exons. The record is from RefSeq and is a predicted model, not a curated record. Gene Ontology annotation, cellular component: apical plasma membrane.